CUCUCUUGCUACUUGCGUCUCAAAUCUGUCGUCACUGAGCACGCUAGUAGCAUGUUCGCAAGUUGAGGAAUAGGUUAGCUAUCGUUUUCUUAAGAAUAUUAUAAACUUGUGACUUUAAUUUAGUGUAAUAAUUUAUGCAUUAUGCCGACCAUAAACAGGAUUGCAACACCAACCCAUAAGGGUAAAAAAGCUAUAUUAAAUAAAGAACCGAAACUAAUAGAAAAUGCUAAAGAAGCUUUAUGCCUCAAAGGAAAAAAUACAUCACCAAUUGUUACUGGCAUCAUGAAAGAUUUGUAUGAUCUGAAGAAACCUAAUGCACAAAUAAUGAAACAGAAAAAUGAUAUACUACCAUUUGAAGACGUUACACCUAUUGAAAAAUUUGCAUCCAAGUAUAAUGCACCUCUCUUCAUGAUGGCUUUGCACAAUAAGAAGCGUCCACACAAUUUCAUAAUGGGAAGAAUGUAUGAGCAUACAUUAUUAGAUAUGGUGGAGUUUGGCGUGGAUAAUUACAAAGGAUUAAAAGAAUUCAAAAUUGAGAAGAUCAGUUCGGGAAUAAAACCAUUGUUGAUUUUCAAUGGUGAACUCUUUGAAACGAAUCAUGAAUAUGGCAGAAUCAAAAACUUGCUUGUCGAUAUGUUCCAAAGAGAAACGGUCAAGAAGAUUAGGUUGCAGGGUCUGGAACAUGUUUUAAGUUUUACAGCUGUUGACAAUAAAAUACUUCUGCGUAGUUAUAAAGUACUUCUCAAGAAAUCUAAUACAAGAAUACCUAGGAUAGAACUUGAGGAAAUAGGACCACGUGCCGAUUUUAUAUGUAGACGCAACAAGUUUGCUUCGGAAGAUUUAUUUAAGCAAGCUUGCAAGAGACCUAAAGCACUCAAGGAGAAGAAGAAGAAGAAUGUUUCUAAAGAUACAUUCGGAACAACAUUCGGUCGUGUACAUCUUGGAGAACAAAAGAUUAAUAAUAUUCAAACAAGAAAGAUGAAAGGUUUAAAGAAAACAUUUUCGGAAAAAAAGAUGCAGAAAAGAAAGAUUGUCGAUGAUAAUGACGACGGUGCAAAGAAACUUAAAGAAUCCACAGAUUGAUGAAUGAGGAUUUAUAGUUGAGCAAUAACAGAAGUAUGAUUUUUAUACAUUUUUA
Messenger RNA from Linepithema humile (Argentine ant), 1138 nucleotides. It is a transcript of the gene Non3, whose product is annotated as Ribosome production factor 2-like protein Non3. Gene Ontology annotation, cellular component: nucleolus. Gene Ontology annotation, biological process: ribosomal large subunit assembly; maturation of LSU-rRNA from tricistronic rRNA transcript (SSU-rRNA, 5.8S rRNA, LSU-rRNA). Lineage: Eukaryota; Metazoa; Arthropoda; Insecta; Hymenoptera; Formicidae. Gene Ontology annotation, molecular function: rRNA binding. The record is from RefSeq and is a predicted model, not a curated record.